Messenger RNA from Owenia fusiformis, 601 nucleotides. NCBI's taxonomy places the organism in Eukaryota, Metazoa, Annelida, Polychaeta, Sabellida, Oweniidae. The record is from the annotation of a GenBank genome assembly.
AUGAUCAGAAGUACAUGUUACCCUGUCAGUUGCAAGUUGCAAUAUAUAGUCAGAAGUACAUGUAACCCUGUCAGUUGCAAGUUGCAAUAUAUAGUCAGAAGUACAUGUCACCCUGCCAGUUGCUACUUGCAAUAUAUGAUCAGAAGUACAUGUAACCCUGUCAGUUGCAAGUUGCAACAUAUGAUCAGAAGUACAUGUAACUCUGUCAGUUACAACUUACAUUAUAUGAUCAGAAGUACAUGUUACCCUGUCAGUUGCAACUUGCAAUAUAUGAUCAGAAGUACAUGUUACCCUGUCAGUUGCAACUUGCAAUUCAUAGUCAAAAGUACAUGUAACCCUGUCAGUUGCAACUUACAUUAUAUAGUCUGAAGUACAUGUAACCUUGUCAGUUGCAAUUUGCAACAUAUGAUCAGAAGUACAUGUAACCCUGUCAGUUGCAACUUGCAAUAUAUGAUCAGAAGUACAUGUUACCCUGUCAGUUGCAACUUGCAAUAUAUGAUCAGAAGUACAUGUUACCCUGUCAGUUGCAACUUGCAAUAUAUGAUCAGAAGUACAUGUUACCCUGUCAGUUGCAACUUGCAAUAUAUGAUCAGAAGUACAU